Messenger RNA from Lycium barbarum (goji berry), 1679 nucleotides. RefSeq names its product cationic amino acid transporter 3, mitochondrial-like. The transcript is spliced from 10 exons. Gene Ontology annotation, biological process: amino acid transport; transmembrane transport. Lineage: Eukaryota; Viridiplantae; Streptophyta; Magnoliopsida; Solanales; Solanaceae. The coding region runs from base 102 to 1373 and encodes 423 amino acids. The record is from RefSeq and is a predicted model, not a curated record. Gene Ontology annotation, cellular component: membrane. Gene Ontology annotation, molecular function: amino acid transmembrane transporter activity.
GCACCCAACCUCGAAUUGGUCAACCAAACCUUCGAAUUGAUCCCUAAACUAAUUAAGAAGUGCUUGCGAAAGGCAUAGGCCAAGCUUCGUUGUUUGAUAAGAUGAUGGACAAGAAGAGUGCAUUUGGAUGUUUGGUUAGGAGAAAGCGAGUUGAUACUGCUACCCGAACAAGGCAAAGACUUUCAACUCAACAAUUGGCCAGAAAACUCUCUCUUUUCGACGUUACAGCCAUUGGCGUUGGAGCAACCAUAGGUGCUGGAGUCUAUAUUCUUGUUGGAACAGUUGCCAGAGAGCACACUGGACCUUCUCUCACCAUUUCCUUCUUUAUUGGUGGAAUAGCGGCUGCUCUUUCUGCAUUUUGUUACGCAGAGCUUGCGUGUCGCUGCCCAUAUGCUGGAAGUGCAUAUCAUUACUCAUAUAUUUGCAUUGGAGAAGGGGUCGCAUGGCUAAUUGGUUGGGCUUUGAUACUCGAAUACACUCUUGGUGGUGCAGCUGUUGCUCGUGGCGUAGCACCCAAUUUGGUAAAGAACCCUCAACGUGACAUGCCUCUUGGUAUAGGGAUUGCACUAUCCAUAUGUGGCAUAAUGUAUAUGCUGGUAUCAGCUGUUAUUGUUGGUUUAGUUCCAUACUACGCAUUGGACCCCGAUACACCAAUUUCCUCUGCUUUUGCAGGCUAUGGCAUGGAAUGGGCUGUUUACAUUAUAACCGUUGGAGCUGUGACUGCUCUUUGUGCAAGUCUUAUUGGUGCAAUUAUUCCACAGCCUCGAAUACUGAUGGUGAUGGCUAGGGAUGGAUUACUGCCAUCCUUUUUUUCAGACAUCAGUAAGCACACUCAAGUUCCUGUCAAGGGAACCAUGGCAACUGGUAUCUUUAUUGCAAUCCUAGCCUUCUUUAUGGAUGUCUCUCAGCUAGCGGGAAUGGUUAGUGUUGGCACAUUGCUCUCAUUUACCGUAGUUGCUCUUUCAAUCUUGAUACUUAGAUAUGUUCCACUGGAUGAACUGCCUAUCCUGCUAUCUGACCAGCAAUCAAACGUCAUUCUGCGCUUUAUAUUGUGUGGAAUCGGAGGUAUGCUUGUAAUUUGCUGUUUGGCUGUGCUUAGUUCUAUCGAUCAAGCUGACACAAAAAAGAGUUUCACGAAAUCAGGAGGUUUCAUUUGUCCAUUUGUGCCUUUCCUACCAGUAGCCAGUGUUCUUAUAAAUACAUACUUGCUGGUAAAUAUUGGAGCUGAAACGUGGAUACGUGUUUUAAUAUGGCUUGCUGUGGGAGUUAUCAUAUACAUAUUUUAUGGCCGAGGACACAGCUUAUUGUUAGAUGAUGUUCGAAGGCCUAUAAAUCGUACUGACAAUGGCCAUGUGGGUGCAACAUUAGGCUAACCUCAUGUAUCAAUUCUGUACAAUAAACUUAAAGAGCUAAUCAACUAAAACCAGGUAUAAACCUUGGUUGUAAAACACCUAAAAGUACCAUGUACUUGUAAACUUCAUUGUAAGAUGGAACUAUAGCAGAAGACAUGAUGCUGAUUGCCAUGGUGUAUAUAAUCAUUCAAAUUACCUCUAGUUAAUUGAGGCCUCUUAACAGGACUCCCAGAGGAGAAGGAAAAUAAUUGCCAAUGAAAGGGCAAUUUUCUCGCAUUGUGCUGAUAAAGAUGAAUGAAGCUGGUUCAUAAUUUUGGGGUGAAUAAA